AAAUCCGAGUAUCGGCUAAGUUAACCAAGACCGACGUCCAAAAUGGUUCAGAAUAAGAAUAACACCCCAGAAGUCACUGGCUUCCACCGCUCUUUUAAUGUCCAAAACCCGUUAAAUUCUGAAGAUUAUACCAAAACAGACUCCAGUCUCCACGAGUCAAACUUACAUUUAGAUUGUCCCCCAAGACCUGACAUGCCAGCCAGCCAGCCGAUUAACAUCCCAGAUGCCAAGAAGAGGACCAAGAAGAAGAAGAGAUGCAGGGCCACCGACAGCUUCACAGGACGAUUCCAAGAUGUAUAUGUGCUGCAGACGGAGGUGCUGGGCGAGGGGGCCUAUGCAGUCGUCCAGACCUGCAUCAACCUCAUCACCCAGAAGGAAUAUGCUGUCAAGAUCGUCGAGAAGCGUGCGGGUCUCAGUCGGAGCCGAGUCUUCAGGGAAGUGGAGAUGCUCUAUCAGUGCCAGGGACACAGAAACAUUCUGGAGCUGGUCGAGUUCUUUGAGGAAGAAAACAAAUUCUACUUGGUUUUUGAGAAACUAAGAGGAGGGUCAGUGUUGACCCACAUCCACCGUAGACAACACUUUAGUGAGCAGGAGGCCAGUUAUGUGGUGCAGGACAUCGCCAGUGCUCUAAACUACCUCCACAACAAGGGAAUGGCACACAGGGACCUGAAGCCUGAAAACAUCCUGUGUGAGCACGUGGACCGGAUGUCACCGGUGAAGAUCUGUGAUUUUGACCUGGGCAGUGGCAUCCGGCUGAACAGUGACAGCUCCCCUAUCUCUACUCCUGAACUCAUCACUCCGUGUGGUUCAGCAGAGUACAUGGCUCCGGAGGUGGUGGAGGCCUUCAGUGAGGAGGCUACGAUCUAUGAUAAGCGCUGUGACCUGUGGAGUCUGGGGGUCAUCCUGUACAUUAUGCUGAGUGGGUACCCUCCCUUCGUAGGGCGCUGUGGCACCAACUGUGGCUGGGACUGGGGAGAGCCCUGCCAGGAAUGCCAGAACAUGCUGUUUGAGAGCAUCUUCUUAAAUCCAGAACUGUCCCCAAACCCAGUCUCUCUCUUGGCUUCUCUCCAGAACAUGCUGUUUGAGAGCAUCCAUGAGGGGAAGUACGAGUUCCCUGAGAAGGACUGGAAGCAGAUCUCCUCUGGAGCUAAAGACCUCAUCACCAGGCUUCUGGUCAGAGACGCCAAGAACCGCCUCAGUGCUGCUCAGGUCCUGCAGCACCCCUGGGUCCAAGGG
Molecule: messenger RNA, 1236 nt
Organism: Oncorhynchus keta (chum salmon)
Lineage: Eukaryota; Metazoa; Chordata; Actinopteri; Salmoniformes; Salmonidae
Product: MAP kinase-interacting serine/threonine-protein kinase 2-like
Exons: 10
Biological process (GO): protein autophosphorylation; intracellular signal transduction; peptidyl-serine phosphorylation
Cellular component (GO): nucleus; cytoplasm
Molecular function (GO): calcium/calmodulin-dependent protein kinase activity; calmodulin binding; ATP binding
Source: RefSeq, a predicted model, not a curated record